Molecule: messenger RNA, 852 nt
Organism: Diospyros lotus (date-plum)
Lineage: Eukaryota; Viridiplantae; Streptophyta; Magnoliopsida; Ericales; Ebenaceae
Product: mavicyanin
Exons: 2
Coding region: 80-643 (187 amino acids)
Cellular component (GO): plasma membrane
Molecular function (GO): electron transfer activity
Source: RefSeq, a predicted model, not a curated record
UCCAUCCCCAAUGUUAUUUCUCCCUCUCCCCCAUUCUCUCCCCAGUCCCCAGAGAGAGAGAGAGAGAGAGAGUUGAGAAAUGGCUAAGCAGUUGCUGUAUGUUUUCCUGCUUUUCCUUUUGAUUCAAAUCAAAGCUUUUUGCUACCAAUACAAGGUUGGGGAUUUAGAUGGUUGGGGCAUCCCCACUUCAGCAAAUCCUCGUGUCUACACAUUCUGGGCCAAGAAUCACAUCUUCAAGAUUGGUGAUUCCCUCUUGUUCUUGUACCCACCAAGCCAAGAUUCAGUGAUCCAAGUGACGGAGCAAUCCUUCAACAGCUGCAACUUGGAGGAUCCGAUCCUGUACAUGAACAAUGGCAACUCCCUCUUCAACAUAACCAAGCCCGGCGACUACUUCUUCACCAGCGGCGUCAAGGGCAACUGCGACAAGUCCCAGAAGCUCCGCAUUUCCGUCCCCGGCGGCACAGCCUCCUCGGAAUCCUCCGCCGCGGUUCCGGCCUCGGCGCCCUCGUAUCCCACGGUGUUCGGGUCCAUCCCGAUGGCGCCCCUGUCUUCGCCGCCAUCCUCGUCGGCGGUGGCUCGCCCGGUGGCCGCUGUUGGAAUGGUGAUUUGUGGGCUUGCCUUUCACUGGCGGAGCGUAAUGUAGAGGGGAGUGGAAUUUCAGAUCUCGAAGAGGAGGAGGGGAUACACACACAGUUGAGUUGAUACGUUUGUUUGAUUUGAUUUGAUUUAUUGUAAUUUGCUGUGAAUUUCGGCAUAUUGUUUUAGGUGAUCCGAUCCUUGUAAUUCUUUUUGGCCCAAUUAAGAGAAUAAGAUGGUGGUGUUCUGAGUUCCAUCGGAAAGAACCCAGAAAGA